UAAGAAAACCCAGCAUUUUGAGGGUCUUGAUGUUGAUGGCUUUGACGAUAUCUUUUGUGGGCACAACAAAUCGAAUGUUGGUAAUGGCGGUUCGGUUAAUAAUGAGUAUUUUGAUGAUGUAUUUGGUGAGUUUGCUUCGCCGCCAAAGCAGGGUGUUGCCAUUGAUGACUUGCUGGAUAAGAUUGGUGGGAUCCACGCAAAACCCAAAAGUUUGAAUGGGAAUGGAACUGAAGGGGUUGCUAAGAAAACAUCUGAAUUUGAUGACUUGAUACCUGGGUUUCGUGCCAGCGCUGUUACAAAUAAUGGUAGAUCAAGUACUGAUAUGAAUAAGCCUCAUAAACCAACUGUCUCCUCAAACAAACCAGCAGUCACAUCUAAUGAUGAUCCAUUUUUAGUAUUUGAGGCAGCUUCAAGCCCAGCGUCUUCAGAAUCAUUUCUGGACUCACUGGAACAGAUUGGUAAACCAAAUAGUUCUGAUGGUACAAGAGCCAGCUCCGUUAACAACUCAAGUGUAUCAUCAAUAGAUGAACUUGAGGAAUUUGCCAUGGGUAGGGUGCAGAAUGAUCCCAGUAGAGAGGCGAAUGUACAUACUGGUGAAAUUAAACAAAGUUCAGUAGUUAAGGCAAACAAAAAUAAAGGAGCUCUAAAUGCAAAGGGACAUCAAUUAAAUGGCAUGGAUGAUCUUGAAUCAUUUUUCAGCAUGAGUUCUCGUGCAACCAGUGCACCAAAGUCAAGGUCUUCAGAUAUGGAUUAUAUAUUUGAUCACCAAAUGCUAAACAAAGGGAGACCUGAAGUGUCGCAAAGGGUGCCAUCUAGAUCCUCAGCAAGCAUAAAAAAAUCUUCAGUGAUGACACCUCUUGAUGAUCUUUCAUUGAUUUUUGGUGGUUCUCCAUCAUCUGAAUUCAAUGAAGUUGAAGGAGAAACCGAAGAAAGACGAAAAGCAAGAUUGGGACGUCAUCAGAGGACCCAAGAGCGAGCAGCAAAAGCAUUGGCUAAUAUGAAUCAGCGUGACCUUGAAACUAAGAUGGAGGAAGAAGAGAGGCAUAGAAUUGCUGAAAUUGCGGAUGUUCAGAUAAAGCGAUGGGCUGCAGGGAAGGAAGGCAAUCUGCGGGCAUUGCUAUCAACAUUACAACAUGUUCUUUGGCCUGAAUGUGAUUGGCAGCCAGUAUCUCUGACAGAUAUGAUCACUUCGUCUUCAGUUAAAAAAGUCUAUAGAAAAGCAACAUUAUGCAUUCACCCAGAUAAAGUCCAACAGAAAGGUGCUAGUCUUGAACAGAAAUAUACUGCAGAGAAGGCUUUUGACAUCCUGAAGGAAGCUUGGAAAAAGUUCAGUGCAGAAGAGCUUUCUUAGAUCCCUUUACUAAUUGUCUUCGCGAAUGAAUAAUGCUAUCCAAGACUUGCUCUGCUGAAUGCUGAUAGAGUUUUCUUGUACCGUUGUAGAUACUCUUGGUUUCAUUUGGCAGCCGAUUCUUUUCCAGAUGCAUUAUGUGGAGAGCACUUCACUGUAAGUUAUCACUUUUGUAUAGUAAUGCUGAUUCAUAAAUCUGUACAAAUUUAUAAUGCUCCUUAUCAGUUAAGACUGGCCAGUUUCACUCAAAAUUUUGAUGACAAGUGUUUGUCAUCCAAGGGCCUGUUUGGUGUGAUGUAUAAGGCCCGAUAGUAUAAGCUUAUACUAUACGUUAUGACAUUUUCAAUUGUUUGGUGUGACCAUCGUAUAGUAUAAGCUUAUACAACAUGACCCCUUUAUACAUCAAAAUGAUGUAUAACUUAAUCCGGCCUAGGAGUGGUGGAUUAGGCAUGAUAAGGGAUUGAUGUAUUAAUAUUGCUUGCAAGUACAAUU
Gastrolobium bilobum is the source of this 1840-nucleotide messenger RNA. Its product is annotated as auxilin-related protein 1-like. The record is from RefSeq and is a predicted model, not a curated record. Lineage: Eukaryota; Viridiplantae; Streptophyta; Magnoliopsida; Fabales; Fabaceae. Gene Ontology annotation, cellular component: vesicle; intracellular membrane-bounded organelle; cytoplasm. Gene Ontology annotation, molecular function: clathrin binding. Gene Ontology annotation, biological process: clathrin coat disassembly; clathrin-dependent endocytosis. Bases 323 to 1351 code for a protein of 342 amino acids. The transcript is spliced from 9 exons.